Molecule: messenger RNA, 351 nt
Organism: Colletotrichum lupini
Lineage: Eukaryota; Fungi; Ascomycota; Sordariomycetes; Glomerellales; Glomerellaceae
Exons: 2
Coding region: 1-351 (116 amino acids)
Source: RefSeq, a predicted model, not a curated record
AUGAGCCCUGUUGCCGUCUACCCAUCGAUAUCGUUUCUGAAACGCCCCUCGCCGUGGGCUGUCAUUGGCUGGAAACAACAGACUCCCAUUAACAGAGGCUCCGAGCUGCCUAAUGCUCAAGACCAAGCCUACCUGCAUGAGCUGCAACCAGUUAAUGAUCAAAUGAGCGAGCGACCGUACUCGCUGAACAAUGGUGGUUCAUUCGUCAAGGUCGACGAGGGAGAGCUAGUCUACACACCAACCCCGCCCUCGAAGCCUCGACUGGUGACAUUGAAAGGAUAUUACGCCCUCCACGAGUCCAUCGAGGCAUCCAAGGGCGAGGAUAAGGGACCAUCGGCGCACGCUAGCUGA